GCGGUCUUCUCGGUUAGGGGGCGCAAGACGGCCAAUCAGGACAAGACGUGGAAAAGAGGCGCCGCGCUAGCCAGUCAGACCUGCGGUCCGGGUAGGGGCCGGCUGACGCGAGUGCGGAUCGCAGCCAAUGGGCGUGCCGCUACCCGUCCGCUCCUCAGCAGCCGGUCGGGGGCGGUGGACGAGCCCAAGAAGAGAGCGCGACGGUGGCGGAGCCAUCGCUGGACGGCUCCGGGGAAAGCGAGGCCCGAGCCUCUGCGUCUAGCUGAGGUGCUGAGGCGACUCAGAACAAAGAAGUAAUUCAAGUGGUGUGGAGUUAAUCAGGGAAGGUUUCCGGGAAGAGGAUCAGAAUGGUUUCAAUCCCAGAAUACUAUGAAGGCAAGAAUGUUCUCCUUACUGGAGCUACCGGUUUCCUAGGGAAAGUACUUCUGGAAAAGUUGCUGAGGUCUUGUCCUAAGGUGAAUUUAGUGUAUGUUUUGGUGAGGCAGAAAGCUGGACAGACAUCCCAAGAGCGAGUAGAAGAAGUCAUUAGUGGCAAGCUUUUUGACAGAUUGAGAGAUGAAAAUCCAGAUUUUAGGGAGAAAAUUGUAGCAAUCAACAGUGAACUUACCCAGCCUAAACUGGCUCUUAGUGAAGAAGAUAAAGAGAUCAUCAUAGAGUCUACCAAUAUUAUAUUCCACUGUGCAGCUACAGUAAGGUUUAAUGAAAAUUUAAGAGAUGCUGUUCAGUUAAAUGUGAUUGCUACACAACAGCUUAUUCUCCUUGCACAACAAAUGAAGAAUCUGGAAGUGUUCAUGCAUGUGUCAACAGCAUAUGCCUACUGCAAUCGAAAGCAUAUUGAUGAAGUAGUCUACCCACCUCCUGUGGAUCCCAAGAAGCUGAUUGAUUCUUUAGAGUGGAUGGAUGAUGGCCUAGUAAAUGAUAUCACGCCCAAAUUAAUAGGUGACAGACCUAAUACAUACAUAUACACAAAAGCAUUGGCAGAAUAUGUUGUACAACAAGAAGGAGCAAAGCUAAAUGUGGCAAUUGUAAGGCCAUCAAUUGUUGGUGCCAGUUGGAAAGAACCUUUUCCAGGAUGGAUUGAUAACUUUAAUGGACCGAGUGGUCUUUUUAUUGCGGCAGGGAAAGGAAUUCUUCGAACAAUGCGUGCCUCCAACAGUGCCCUUGCAGAUCUUGUUCCUGUAGAUGUAGUUGUCAACACAAGUCUUGCGGCAGCCUGGUACUCCGGAGUUAAUAGACCAAGGAACAUCAUGGUGUAUAAUUGUACAACAGGCAGCACUAAUCCUUUCCACUGGGGUGAAGUUGGAUGUUAUCUAGCUCAUUCCUUCAAGAUGAAUCCUUUAAACCAAGUAUACAGGCGCCCCAAAAUUAACUUUUAUUCCAACAACUUAUUGCUUCAUUAUUGGAAGGGUGUCAAACAUACAGUACCUGCAUUAUUGCUCGAUCUUGCACUCAGGUUGACAGGUCAGAAACCGUGGAUGAUGAAAACAAUAACUCGUCUUCACAAAGCUAUGGUGUUUCUUGAAUAUUUCACAAGUAAUUCUUGGGUUUGGAAUACUGACAAUGUCAUUAUGUUAAUGAAUCAACUAAAUCCUGAAGAUAAAAAGACCUUUAAUAUUGAUGUGCGGCAGUUACAUUGGGCAGAGUACAUAGAGAACUACUGUAUGGGAACUAAGAAAUAUGUUUUGAAUGAAGAAAUGUCUGGCCUCCCUGCAGCUAGGAAACAUCUGAACAAGUUGAGGAACAUACGUUAUGGUUUCAAUACUAUCCUUGUGAUCCUGAUCUGGCGCAUUUUUAUUGCAAGAUCACAAAUGGCAAGAAACAUCUGGUACUUUGUGGUUAGUCUGUGUUACAAGUUUCUGUCAUACUUCCGAGCAUCCAGUACUAUGAGAUACUGAAGAAAAGAAUUUAGCAUUAGAACAUCUAUGCAUAUAUGGUGGUCUGAAUGCACAAAAUGUAAAAUGUACUUAAGUCAUCUCACCUUUUGUCAAGACAUUAAACCAUCUUAGAUCAGAGUGUGGAGUAAAUUAUAGUACAUUUUAUGUAACAUUUUAAUGUUUAUGCUCAUAAAAAUCUAGUGAACACACUGUGGUAUGCCAGCUCAGAUCUGCAAUAGCCACCAAAAACCAUGACUUAAUAUUUUGAUCCCUUGGGAAAGGGGUGGGGUGAGGGUAGGAGUGGGGAUAUGGGAACACUGACCAGUAUAACUGUGCAAUUCUGGAACACAUUAAUUAAAAUAUGCCUUAACAUAUAGUGAAUUUCUAAUUUUAAUAAUUAGUGCAAUGGAAAGCAUUUAUUUGGACAGGAAUACUAGCUAAGUUGGUAGGUAUUUGAUUCUUCAGUGUUUUUUUUCAUCAGUCGAAGUUUUGUUAAAAUUAUAGCCAAAUUAUUUUCACGUCAUCCUGUAAGUUACUGAGUGGUCUCAGACACGAAAGACAUGUUACCAUUUUUCUUUCUAUGAUUAAAGUUCUGAUGCAUAUCAUUUUUUAUAAGCAAUCAGUUGCUUUCAUAAUCAGAAGGCUAUAUAUUAUUCUAAAGAUCCUGCUGGAUCUAAAUGGGUUUAUAAAUCCAUAACAAUGUAUGCUAUGUGUUUUUUGAAGGAAAAGGAAAUGAAAAUGAACUAAAUAAGACUAUUAGCAUCCAAAAAUAAGAAUACAUUAUUCUUGUCCACGUUUUAACCAAAUAGAAAUCAGUCCUGUGUGAGAUGUCAUUCAUGUUUUGAAGCUGAAGGAUUUCUUGAGACUUGGGCAAAUGAGGGGUUGGAAAGGGAUUCACCAUACUUGUACUCUCCUUCCUUUAUAAUUUUAUUAAUUAAUAAGAGUUUCAAAAGGCUUAUGCUGUCUUUCCAGUGAAAACUGAAAACUGCAUUAUUAUGGAAGACUAUAUUUGCAGACAGACAUAGUGUUAAGAAAAUGUUUUCACAUGUGUGUAAACACAUACUAACUUUUGACCUGGAGAGCUGAAUUCAUUCAAGAAAAAUAAAAUGCAUAAAAUAACAUGUAUAAAAUUAAAUAAAGGAUUUUAUUUACAUACCACAUAAAGUAGCAAGCUGUUGAAUUAGUUUGAAGAUAAUCAUUUAUUUUUUUCUGCAUGCAGUUUUAGCUUUAAAAGAGAUGCAUUAUAGAAACAAGUAAUAGCAAGAAAAUUAAUGUAUAUUUUAAUGAUACAUUAUGAUUCCCUUUAAACCUUAAUAUAAUUAACUCUCCUUACUGUUUUAACAUAUAGUUGGUUUAACAGGUUGAUCACUAUAACAUGUUUUAAUUUAGCUGAUCAAGUUGCUCUAUAUUUAAAUUAUCAACAGUAUAUCUUGAAUGUAUUUAAUGAGGUCAGUUCACAAUACAAAAAGUUAUAUAGGACUUUACAUCUUAAUUUUCUUUGUCAAUUUGAAUGUAACGUAUAAGUUUAUUUUGUUGUGAAAAAACUAAGCGUAAAGGAAAUCACCUUCUCACAUGCAGGUGUGUAGUCUUAAAAAGAAAAAAUGCUUCCAUGUUGAAGUGAGCUUUUCUGUAGUAAAACUUCUAAGCAUUAUUAUUUUAAAAGAAGUAUGGGUGUAUGUGUGUGUGUGUGUGUGUGUGUGUGUGUGAGAGAGAGAGAGAGAGAGAACAUACACACACACAUGAAUUCUUUGGAAUGACACUGAAGUCUCUGGUCUAGGACCAUACCUUGUUUAAGGUGUGAGAGACCAUGACAGCAUCUAAAGAUGGAAUAAAUGAUGAUGCCUUUGAUUUAAAGUGGCCCACGUAUAGAUGCUCUGUACAUUGAGUGCUCCAUCUCCCUAAGUACGUUUCCAUAAUGUGUUGAAUACAUGCUCACAGUUGUAUGAUUUUUAUACUCCUGCCAAAUAUACUGAGAAUCAGAUGAAUUGUCUUUAUAUCUUGAAAAAAAUCAGGUACAACUUCAACAGGCAUGUGACAUAAUACAUUUGAGGUGUAUGUCUUUUGAACUGAGUCCUGGUUCUUACAGUCUAACUUAAAUGCUAUCUGGGAGGGUGCUGAGGCCACUGCAUUAAUUUUGUGUAUGUGUUUAACAAAAUUCUGUUGUCCAAAGAAAGCUAAUGAAUAAUUGACAUGUCAUUCCAGAAGUUAAAGUUCUAAAAUUAGUAUAAAGCACACAUAGAUCGUUAAUUCCCACUAACUAGACGUCAAGCUUAACUCAAAUUUUAAAAGAUUUUGGGAAUUAUUUAUAAUUGUCAUUUGUCAGAAGUGGCUUUCAGUUCAAUUUGAUUAUAAUUUCUAGACCUACUCAAUUUUUAACAAGAUAGCUUAUUAAGUUAAAUAAAUUCAGUAUUUCUUUAACUUACUUGAUAAAGCUGUGUUGUAAAACAUUUGUUUUUACCCCAUUAACUUUGAUUCUUAUAAUUCUGUCACAUGCAUUUGUCAAUUGUGACUGUAUUUAAAUGUGACUUGGCAACAUUAAUGUGUCCUAAAACUCAGCACAAGAAGCAUGGCAAUACAUUCUUUGAUUUAAGGAUGGCAUAAAAUAAAUGCUUUUUGAAUCUGUAUAAUAAAACUUGGAAGCAGGGAGGAAAAAAUCUUAUUUCUCCCACCCUCCUUUUUUUGUGUUUGUCUAUAGGAACUGGUUCAGGGCUUUGUUUGCUUUUUGUUUUAAAUGUAAAUUGAUUUUAUAAGAAGUAAAUAGUAGCAUUAUUGGGUGCCUUUAUUUGUAAACCAAAAAGUAAUAAAUGAAUCCCUAUAUUUUCAUUAUAAUACUUAUGGUGUUUUUACAAUAAUUAUCCUGAAAAUUACCAGUGAGAUAAUGUGAUUAGGAUUACAGGAAGCAGUCCUCACUUAUAGUUCUUACCUCUUUUCAGGUGUACUCAUUACUUCUUAUAUCCUAAUUUCAUUUAAUCCCAAAUUUCUUACAUAGCAUUUUAGGGGAAACACAUAGUUAGGAUGAAUACUUUUUGUUGAAGUAUUAUUUUUAUGUAUUUGCUGAGAUGGGGAGAUUACCAGUAUAUUGUUAGGCUCCAGCUACUCUCCUCUACAUUGAAUAUCCUUUUAAUUUUUAGAUAUACUUAAUAGCAAUUUAUCUAUUGAGUAAGUGUAAGGAUCAUUCAUUAGGAAUAGAGAUAGCCCAUAUAAAAGGAGAAAGCAUCAGGCUGAGGUUCAGGUGAGUGUAAAUGGCCAGCUUGCUUUUCUGGGCUGACUCCAAGCCCUGACUUAAAACCAGUAGUACUGACUUGCUCUAUUUUGAGAAAAACUCUCUAAUUCUUUGCAUGGAAGACUAGAGACAGAAAUGUGUACUGCAUAAUUUGAUAUAGGAAUGGGUUAAUUAAAUUAAUAUCCUGAUAAAAUAAGUAUGAAAUAUUUUCUUAUUGAAUUAAUAUUUUUAUCUUCAAGUAUUUUCUAGGCUUAGAGUGAAUUUGUCUUUUUAAAAAAAAUCUCUGCUAUCCUUAAGAUUCUUAAACAAAUCAUCUUUGUCAAUUGAGCAUAGAUGUGCAAAAUUGUUAACUAAUUUCUUUGAUUUUUCUUAAUUAAAGAAAUAUUUGAGUAACAUUA
Artibeus jamaicensis (Jamaican fruit-eating bat) is the source of this 5495-nucleotide messenger RNA. It is a transcript of the gene FAR1, whose product is annotated as fatty acyl-CoA reductase 1. Gene Ontology annotation, molecular function: alcohol-forming very long-chain fatty acyl-CoA reductase (NADP+) activity. Gene Ontology annotation, cellular component: peroxisome. The record is from RefSeq and is a predicted model, not a curated record. Lineage: Eukaryota; Metazoa; Chordata; Mammalia; Chiroptera; Phyllostomidae. Gene Ontology annotation, biological process: long-chain fatty-acyl-CoA metabolic process. The coding region runs from base 348 to 1895 and encodes 515 amino acids. The transcript is spliced from 13 exons.